Penaeus vannamei (Pacific white shrimp) is the source of this 366-nucleotide messenger RNA. The record is from RefSeq and is a predicted model, not a curated record. NCBI's taxonomy places the organism in Eukaryota, Metazoa, Arthropoda, Malacostraca, Decapoda, Penaeidae.
AUGCCUAAGGCUACGAGUCAGCCUGUGCAUGUGCCUGUGCCAGCGCGUCCUCCAUGCGCGGGUGGUGAGUCAGCGCCCCCUCACCACCUCACGCCCGCACCCUCCUGCCGCCCCCCCACCACCUCACGCCCGCACCUCCUGCCGCCCCCUCACCACCUCACGCCCGCACCUCCUGCCGCCCCCACGCCGCACCUCCUGCCGCCCCACACCUCACGCCCGCACCCUGCCCCCGCUCACGCCCCGCACCUCCUGCCGCCCCCUCCACCUCACGCCCCGCACCUCACGCCGCCCCCUCACCACCUCACGCCCGCACCUCCUGCCGCCCCCUCGCCGCGCGUGACCAAGUGGCCUCCCGCCCGGCCAUAA